Messenger RNA from Paramuricea clavata, 373 nucleotides. The record is from the annotation of a GenBank genome assembly. Lineage: Eukaryota; Metazoa; Cnidaria; Anthozoa; Malacalcyonacea; Plexauridae.
CAAACUGCUCAAAAAAUUUGAUUUUUCCUCAUGCCGAGUACGAUCGCUUCAACCUCCAAGACAUGGACGAAACAGAAUGUUUGAGAGAAUUUCGUGUUCGCAAACUGGACGUGCCUCGCUUGGCUGAUGCCCUUGGUCUACCAAAAAUUUUGAGCUGUCCACAGAGGACGAAAACGGGACGAAUUGAAGGACUCUGUAUACUGUUAAAGAGACUUGCUUACCCCUGCAGAUAUAGCGACCUAAUUCAUCGUUUUGGCCGUGCAGUACCCGAGUUAAGCAUGAUUUAUAACACGGUGGAGGACUGGAUAUAUCAGCAUCAUCAUGACAAAAUAACCCAGUGGAAUGAUAACCUGCUAAAUAGUAACGCUCUCCA